Serpula lacrymans var. lacrymans S7.9 is the source of this 3576-nucleotide messenger RNA. RefSeq lists its product as uncharacterized. The record is from RefSeq and is a predicted model, not a curated record. Gene Ontology annotation, molecular function: ATP binding; isoleucine-tRNA ligase activity; tRNA binding. The transcript has 20 exons. Gene Ontology annotation, biological process: isoleucyl-tRNA aminoacylation. Gene Ontology annotation, cellular component: cytosol. NCBI's taxonomy places the organism in Eukaryota, Fungi, Basidiomycota, Agaricomycetes, Boletales, Serpulaceae. The coding region runs from base 407 to 3484 and encodes 1025 amino acids.
AACACAUAAGUACUCGAUGUUUACAGUGGUUAAAUAGAUAGGCCUGGCGCUGUACAUUAUGGGUAUCAAGAAGACUGCCAUACAGCUGUACAGUGCAAGAAUCACGAGGCAACUUGAAGGUAAUCUCAGUGUUACAUUGACAAUUUGACCACGGUUCCGCGGCAAACCAGCUCAAAGUCCUCGUAAAUCCACAAAGCGGGCCCCCCGCGUUACAGGGUCAACCGGGUCCAAGAGAGAUGUCCAAAAGAACUGCAGUUCCAUGUUACAUGUUUGUUGGAGGCCUUCCAACGUCAUGCCAUUUCCAACAUACCGAGCUCUGUUGAAGUCCAUAAAGACCACGACACAAGAUGCAAACUAUUCUUCAGUUUGGCUAGGUUUUCUUUUGUAUUUGCAUUGUGCAAAGUGAAUGGCUGGUUGUUGGAUAUGCAGUUGGACUCUGUUUUACCGCAAGCACUGGGUCGAGGCAAGGCAGAAAAAUGCACUGCCACCAUGGGAUCAGGCCAAAGUAGACUCAAAAGCUUUCUCAAAAACACUCUUGCUACCCAAGACCAACUUUCCUCUCUGGGCCGACCCGUCAAAAAGAGAAGUUCCGUUCAGACAUAGGACGUGUGACGAACUGUACCGCUGGCAGUGGGAGAAUGCGGAUGGACCUUUAUUUGUGAUGCAUGACGGGCCCCCGUAUGCAAAUGGCCACUUACAUAUGGGCCACGCUCUGAACAAGAUCAUUAAGGAUAUAAUCAAUCGUUACCAUGUUCUCCUCGGUGAUAGGGUGCACUACUUUCCAGGAUGGGAUUGCCACGGCCUCCCUAUUGAGAACAAAGCAUUACAAGAACUAAGGAAAGAUGCAUUGUCGUUGCCGGCGAAUACUAUCCGCUCCGUGGCGAAAGCCACGGCGGAGAGAGAGAUGAAAACUCAGAAGGACGAAUUCGAACAUUUUGGCAUUAUGGCAGAUUGGAGCACAGAGUCGACGUAUCGUACAUUAGACCAUGACUAUGAGAUCCGUCAGCUAAGAAUAUUUCAAAAGAUGGUUGAGAAGGGUUUGAUUUAUAGGCAUUACCGACCAGUACAUUACUCUCCAUCGUCACAUUCCGCAUUAGCAGAGGCAGAACUCACCUACAAGGAUGAUCACGUAUCGCACUCGGUCUACGUUUCUUAUAGUCUCGACCUGAAAGCUGAGAAAAUGAGCACAGUGCUUCGUGAAAUUUUAGCUCAGGAGCCUCGCGCAGACCUUCUCGUCUGGACGACUACCCCAUGGACUUUGACAGCCAACAUGGGUAUUGCCGUACAUCCUGAGUUGACAUACACUGUGUUAAGACGAAAUGGGGCACCUGGAAAUGGGGUUCUAAUUGUGGCCAAGGACCGUAUUCUGUCAUUAACGGAAGUUGUUGGUCCCAUAGAGGUAAUUGCCGAUAUUAAAGGUUCUGAUCUGGUAGAUGCUCCAUAUUUGCCAUUGUUCUCCCCGUCUGGUGCCAUCGUUCCCAUCCCUUACAAGAUUAUACCUGCGUCUCACGUCACAUCUGAUUCUGGAACUGGUCUCGUACAUUGCGCGCCUGCUCACGGCGGAGAAGAUUACCAGGCCUUCCGUACCCUCGGCCUUAUAAACUCACAUAAUCCCAACAGUAUCAUCUGCCACGUUGAUGAGGCUGGUAAAUUUACGCAUAAAGUCGCGGAUGUCGUCGGCGAAGAAGCUGCUUUGACAGUGAUUGGUCAAGAGGUAUUGAAGGAUGGCGGAAAGGCUAUUGUUAAAUUACUGGAGCAUACCGGAAAGCUCGUUAAAGUGCAAAGGAUCAAACAUCGUUACCCGUAUGAUUGGAAAACCAAUGAGCCUAUCAUUGUAAUUGCCACUUCGCAAUGGUUUGCAAAUCUGGAUAAUAUCAAGGACGAUGCACUCAAUGCAUUGAAGGACGUGAUAUUCUUCCCGCCGGCAUCUCGCAACCGUCUCGAGUCAUUUGUUCGAUCCCGUUCAGAAUGGUGCAUCUCCCGUCAGCGCGUAUGGGGUGUUCCUAUUCCCGCUCUAUAUAACGCACACACAAACCAGCCCGUACUCAAUACCGAGUCUUUGGAUCAUAUUCUCAAGGUGCUAGAAGAGAAGGGCGUAGCUUAUUGGUGGGACGGCCCUGUCGAGGACUUCUUGACCCCGCAACUUGAAGCAGAAGGCGGAGCAAAUGCCUGGAGGAAAGGGACUGACACAAUGGACGUGUGGUUUGACAGUGGAACUAGUUGGUCGAUGCUCAAAGCACUCAAGGAAGACACUCCAAGCCGGCAGUUUGAGGCUGAUAUAUGUCUGGAAGGGUCUGACCAGCAUCGUGGUUGGUUCCAAAGUCAGCUUCUGACGGCUAUUGGCUCCGCAUCUGAACAGCCUAGCAGCCCGUAUGCGACAUUGAUCACGCACGGUAUGGUUUUGGAUCAGGAAGGGAAGAAGAUGAGCAAAUCGCUCGGUAAUAUUAUCAGUCCUAUGACCAUCAUCAACGGAGGCAAAGAUAAGAAAAAGGAGCCCGCAUAUGGAGCCGACGUCCUACGAUUAUGGGUUGCAACAGUAGAGUACUGGCGUGAUAUGUCAAUCGGUCCAACGGUUCUAAGUCAAGUAGCAGAAUCAAUGAGAAAGAUUCGCAAUUCUGCUAGGUUCAUUCUGGGAAAUAUUGGAGAUAUCGACAGUCGUAAAAAUUUUCAGCGUGUGGAGAAAGAGGACUUAGGCCUGGCCGAACGAUAUGUCAUGCACGAACUUUACAAGCUGGAAAAAGUGGCUCACGAGGGUUAUGCCUCUUACAAUUUCCCAAAAGUCAUCAACUCUUUGACGAAUUUUGCAAACCUCACCUUGUCAUCGCUAUACUUCGAUAUCACAAAAGACUGCCUAUAUGCAGACUCAGUGCAUAGCAUGAAAAGGAGAGCAGUUGUAACUGUUCUGGAAAAUAUCCUGAACUCCAUAAUCUCAGUGAUGGCGCCUGUCCUCCCUCACCUAGCUGAAGAAAUCCACUUCCAUGCUUCACAUACCGUGCAUGGCGCAGACCCUGCCAGGUCCAUUUUUACAAAGAAGUGGACGUCUCUGAGUCCAGAAUGGGAAGACAUCUCAGCAGAAGAGGACAUGAAUCAUCUGCUCCGAGUUCGCAGCGCAGUGCUUUCGCUCUUGGAAAAAGCUCGUGGCCAUAAGCACCUGAAAAGUUCACUUGAGGCGGAAGUAGACAUUAUUCUUCCUGGAGACGUUGCGGUUGAGAAACCCAGGGUUGUGCAAUUACUGGAGCGUGAAGAGGAUUUUUUGAAGACGCUGUUCAUCGUCUCAGACGCCUACGUCACGGACGAAGGAUCGCUAGGUGCAGAGUCCCCUGAAUGGAGCUAUGUUGAUACGAUGUCAUUGCCUGGUCUCGAUUCUGAUAUAGCUGUUCGGAUACGACCUGCCACUCGUAGCAAGUGCCCGCGAUGUUGGACAUUCACUCGUCCAGAAAGCGAUACGUUGUGUUCACGCUGUGCGGACGUCAUCCCACCGUAGAACGUAUUUUAUAUAAUAUUUGAUUCUUGUAGCUUAGCAUUUUCAUAUUUCAAGAUGUCGGAGAGAAAAUAUCAAUAGUAUUCUGAUUCCCC